AUGUAUUUUAUUUUAUGGAAAGAAAUUUUUGCGCUUUAUUGUUGGUAUUAUUUUAUUUUUUCGAAAUUUAAAGUAAUGAUGAGAUCUAGAGGAGUUAAUUAUAGAGUGAGAUAUAUUUUAAUAGAAUCUUUGAUUCUUCAAUCAAAAUACAGCCUAUUUAUUCGAUAUCUUAGGAAGACUUUAGCUCAUCCACAUUGUGAGAUAUUUUCACUCUAUUUCGACUAA
Blepharisma stoltei is the source of this 225-nucleotide messenger RNA. The record is from the annotation of a GenBank genome assembly. NCBI's taxonomy places the organism in Eukaryota, Ciliophora, Heterotrichea, Heterotrichida, Blepharismidae.